Penicillium digitatum Pd1 is the source of this 1071-nucleotide messenger RNA. Lineage: Eukaryota; Fungi; Ascomycota; Eurotiomycetes; Eurotiales; Aspergillaceae. The record is from RefSeq and is a predicted model, not a curated record.
AUGGUCUACUAUGUUCGAUUCCUGAAAGUCCCCAGGAUUCAGCAACAGAAAGGGUCCAUCUACCUCUCUGCUCUCAUCUGCAUCACCACUGACCUGGGAGACUCUUUUCUCGCCGAAGAUAUUGAUUUGAUGUUGAUAGCUGAGAAUUCCUCUGGUCUUACGUUUCAGAAAACGACACAAUGGAAUGCUAGUAAUCGCGAACUUGCUGUUACUCUGGGUCCCUUCCCAUCAAAACUGGCUAAGCAGUCCAUGGUAUUGACAGUGAAAGUGCCGCACCCACCAGAAUACGCUAUACCCAAGUAUCCCUCCAUACCAUUAGUUGUUGCUGCAACAAGUGCUCCAUUUGGGCCCCACUCGACGCCAGCGGAAAUGUUGGUUCAACGGCAAAUCCAAUACAGCGGGAACGAACCGAUCCCCAUAAGAAUCUGGGAAGAGACAGGAAACAGCAUUGCUCGACACAUAUGGGAUUUAUCCAGGGAUGCGGGCCUCGCAACAGUGACAUAUCUUCACAUGAUCUGUGAGAAUAUAAAGAAGAAGAACAAAAGUGCUGAACCUAAAAUACCAGCCUUGAAGCAGGUCCUGUCUAACGUCCGCAACCAACCUCUCCAGGUAGUUGAGCUCGGGGCAGGAUGUGGGAUAGCGGGAAUUGCAUUGGCAUCAAUGCUUCCUAACUGUUCGGUCUUGCUCACGGACCUCCCUGAGGUUGAGGACAUCAUAACACGCAAUAUCAAUGCUGCUAGACUCGCAACCCUGUCCAGUCUUCACUAUCAAAACCUUGACUGGGACAACCCACCAGAGGAGCUCUGCCCUCGGCCCAUUGAGCUCAUUCUUGUCUCUGACUGUACCUACAACGCAGACAGCUUGCCAGCGCUGGUCUCUACGCUUGACCGAUUGGUUCGGACAUCGCCAGAGGCAAUCAUCUUGGUGGCUCUGAAGAGACGACAUGACAGCGAAACAAUUUUUUUUGACUUGAUGGGAUCGGCGGGAUUUACGGCGGUGCAGGACAGCGUCGAGAUCCCCUCGCAACACGACGAUGUGGAUGAGAUCGAGUUCUACUGUUACAGUCGAUGA